GCGCAUCCGCUUAACAACUUUUGGAAAAAGGAGAAACAAGAGUCACACUCUCUGUGUGAAGUGUGGCCGUCGCAGCUUCUACAUCCAGAAGAGCCGUUGCUUCACCUGUGCUUACCCCGCCGCUCACAAGUAGGCCUACAACUAGCGUGUGAAGGCAAUCCGUAG
Eruca vesicaria subsp. sativa (arugula) is the source of this 165-nucleotide messenger RNA. The record is from the annotation of a GenBank genome assembly. Lineage: Eukaryota; Viridiplantae; Streptophyta; Magnoliopsida; Brassicales; Brassicaceae.